ACCAUGGUGGAAGAACUUAACAAGCUACCAGUACCCAUUAGAAUGACGGCCAAUAUUAGCUCUGAGAGGGUUCAAUACCUUGAUGUCGAACUAUCUGUUGGUACAAACAAAAUAGAGUAUAGCUUGUUCACGAAGGCCACUGAUCGUAAUACACUAUUACACGCGCACAGUGCUCACCCUCAAGCAUUAAAAAAAUCCCUUCCAAAGGCCCAAUAUCUAAGUGUGAUGAGAAACAGUUCUGACGAUAACACCAAAGAAAGACAAUUGGUAGAAAUGAAGGAAAGAUUUUUAGAAUGUGGGUACCAGCACUCCACCCUUGAUAAAGCAUUAGAGGAAGCUAGGACACCUCGA
Molecule: messenger RNA, 351 nt
Organism: Pelobates cultripes (western spadefoot toad)
Lineage: Eukaryota; Metazoa; Chordata; Amphibia; Anura; Pelobatidae
Source: the annotation of a GenBank genome assembly